This is a messenger RNA of Mytilinidion resinicola, 1983 nucleotides long. RefSeq lists its product as uncharacterized. The record is from RefSeq and is a predicted model, not a curated record. Gene Ontology annotation, molecular function: zinc ion binding; DNA binding; DNA-binding transcription factor activity, RNA polymerase II-specific. The transcript is spliced from 3 exons. Gene Ontology annotation, cellular component: nucleus. Bases 1 to 1983 code for a protein of 660 amino acids. NCBI's taxonomy places the organism in Eukaryota, Fungi, Ascomycota, Dothideomycetes, Mytilinidiales, Mytilinidiaceae. Gene Ontology annotation, biological process: regulation of DNA-templated transcription; DNA-templated transcription.
AUGCGAACGACCAUUGCGUGUGAACGGAAAUCAAAAGUGAAAUGCAUUCACGACGGGACCUCACCUUGUCAAGGCUGUGAGAAGGCUAAGCUCACGGAGACAUGUGUUCUCCAGGGCCCUUUUGCCAACCGACCUCCUGGUGAGAGCCUCGUGAAAUCCAAGAGAAAACCCACGCCUCUUGCAGGCACUGGAGAAGAAAGAAGACGCAAAAUACCCCGAUUUGAGUCCAGUACUGUCUCAGAGUUCUUUUCUUCCGUCCCGACCGGACUCAUAAACGAGGCAGUUUCCAUACUCCGACUCAAAUUCCCCGAGUAUGGAUUCAUCCAACCUCCCUCUCUCGAGCCCAAGCAUGACCAGCCAGAUAUUGAAAAACUCAGGCUCCUGGCAAUUCUUGCAGUCGCGUCUCGCUAUAUGCCCAACCAGAGUCUAGAGCAAUCCGAACAGUACGCCGCAUUCGUGCGACAGGACCUGUUGCUCCACGUUGCAUCACCUCCACGUCUGAGUAUCAUCCAAGCUUUCUUAGUGCUUGCUCUCUAUGAAUGGGGCGAAGGCGUUGGCUACCGCGCCUGGAUGUUUGCGGGUGUAGCCAUUAGGAUGGCGCAGUGCCUCGUCGCCACACGAGCGGAAGCAUUCGUUUCUGAAGCGAAAGACAAUGCAGAGGACCUCAGACCUUCGGAAUCAGAAAACAGAACCCUAUGGACUUGUUUCGUCAUCGACAAGUUGCUGAGCUGUGGAAGACAGAGACCCGCGAUGAUGCAUAUAGACGACAUAUCUACACACCUACCAAUAGCAGAGAGAGAAUUUGCUUUCGAUGUCGAGUCACCGCAGCACGUCACCUUUCGAGAGCUCCUAGACGACCCUAUACUUUCUAGAUCACAUGGUACCAUUGAGUAUCAAUACAGUAUCAUCGUUCGUGGAAUCAACAUCUGGGCCAAGAUUCAUAGCUACAUCGUCAACGGCGGACGCAGGCAGCAAGGUCAAAUGGACCUCGACCAGUACCCCUGGGUACCAGGCUCUUUUUGGUACAACCUUGAAAAGGAACUCUUCCGGUGGAGGGAUGAGCAGGAAGACCGCCUGAAGUACCCGAGAGCACCCGUUGGAGCCCAUGCUCAUUUCAGACACGGAGAGAUAUUCGCAUACAUCAAUCUCUUGUAUUUCCUCAGUGUCAUCUUCAUUCGUCGAGAAUGGAUACCCUUCCUGCCAGCAGCCGGUACCGGACCUAGUGGACCCCAAGACGCGCCCCAUUUCAAGACGCAGGCCCCGGAUGGAUGGUGGGACAACAACAAUCAGCUCAUGUUCGAUGCUUCUGUGCAGAUUACCCACUUGAUGCGGGACCUCAAACGGGACAACGCAUCUUUGAUCACUCCGUUUUCCGGCCUGUGCGUCUACACAUCUGCGAUCAUGCACUUAUAUCUCGACGCUUUUCCCCUCAUGAAUCUUAGCAAUAGCCAAAGUGCACAAGAAUAUGCUCGACAGAACAUCGAAACGCUAGAAGAGUUCCGCGGGAUGUGGAAGAUCAGCGAAGGUUGGUGCAGCGUCAUCGAGAUAGCGAAGUCCAUGUACCAGCGCAUCAAGUCCGACCACAGCAGCUUUACUGGCAAGACCCGAGAAGACUUUCUGCAACUAGAGACUGCUUUCAACAUCAUGGGACCGUCCAAGAAUAACGGCACACCUACCUCCACCACGAUAUCAACGGAAUCGACACCACAAUGUAACAACCCAGUAACGCCAAACGUUGUUCCUCCUACCAGGAAUACAAUGGUCUCCUACUCCGGUACGCAACCAUACAACAACGCCUGGGACGGUGUCAAUGGCAAUCAACCAUACUCUGGAAUUCCUUCGGCGACAUUCGACUUGCUCCAGAACAUCGACAGUGACAGCUGGCGAGUGUGGUCCUUUUGGGAUGACCCGAAUCUUGUACCCUUCGACAACUCUCCUAUAGAUUUCGUUGCUGAACCUCUCCUCGAUGGCUUACGGAGAUGA